Molecule: messenger RNA, 336 nt
Organism: Durusdinium trenchii
Lineage: Eukaryota; Dinophyceae; Suessiales; Symbiodiniaceae
Source: the annotation of a GenBank genome assembly
AUGGCGGCAGCAACUGUGUACUUGGAGUUCUUCUUUGAUGGCUCGCCCGAGGAGAUCCAAGAUCAGGAGGAGGUCUUCAAGCAAGCCUUCGAACACAUGAUUGAAGAGCAGUUGCAGGAGCAGCGCGUGACGCAAUUUCGUCAAAAGUUGGCAGCUCGCCGUCGAAGAGGGCAGGGCAGCACAGAAGCUGGUGACGAAGAGUGGAUCUGGCCUUGGAAUCACGAGCGUGUUGAGGAGGAGCUUCAAGCUGUACGACAACAGCCCGUAGAACCUCCAGCACUCUUACCUCAAGCGACCUGUGCCAGCUACAGAGCUGAGCACUCGCUCAAUUCGUGA